Diplodia corticola is the source of this 1293-nucleotide messenger RNA. RefSeq lists its product as uncharacterized. The transcript is spliced from 10 exons. The record is from RefSeq and is a predicted model, not a curated record. Bases 1 to 1293 code for a protein of 430 amino acids. Lineage: Eukaryota; Fungi; Ascomycota; Dothideomycetes; Botryosphaeriales; Botryosphaeriaceae.
AUGACGCCAAUGAACGGACGCCAGCUGAUCAUGUGGGAUCUGGCCAUCUCACUCAUCGUCAUAUCCAGCAUCUUGAUGAUCAGUCGCCUCUAUGUCUGUCUCCUGGGACAGGCUUCCGUUGAAAUUGCCGCAACCUACAACGGCUCCGGCAGGGACAUGCGUUUGGUACCUCAAAACCAAAUCCACACCUACUUCAUGCUCCUCCCAACCGCACAGCUUCUGUAUUUCCUCGGCACUGGUUGUGUGCGUCUGUCCAUCCUGGCCUUUUUACCGCGUCUGAAUAAAGAGAGGGCUUUCAUGAGGUGGGUCUAUAUCGUUGGCGUUGGCAUUGCCAUUCUCACCGUCGGAUCUUUCUUUACGCUCCUGUUCGAGUGUAGCCCUGUCAGAGCGCUGUGGGACAAGAUGAUGCCAGGAGCCAAGUGCCUAGCCCAGUCCAAGGAGGCUGCACUUAUGUACAUACAUAGUGGCCUCAGCAUAUUUUUCGACCUAGUCCUCUUGAUCAUGCCAAUGUGGGUUCUCCAUAGGAAGAUGAUUUUCACAGUGAGGACGCUCAAAGUUGCCAUUGUAUUCGCCGUAGGCGUCUUUACCGUCGUUACUGGAAUCAUUCGCCUUUCUACCAUCAUCAUGAUAAACAUGGCGGACAACACUACCUACAACGUCACCUUUGCAGCCGUCUGGACUAAUCUUGAAGGUCAUUGCGGGCUCUGGGUAGCAUGCUUCCCUGCACUCCAACCCUUGAUCCGGCGUGUCGCUGUCCGUCUUGGCCUUCGUCCCGCCAGCUCCAAGCGCUCCUCCAACCCCACAAACAAACUCCCAACGAAUGACCAGAGUUACGCCUCCACUCGUAUCUCCAUGUUCCUUCACAAGUGGGUUCAUCUCCAAACAGGCACCACCGGUGCGACCAACGAGCCUGCUUCGGGAGAGCACACAGCUUCCACGAUUAGCAAUCGAGGUAGGAUGCCGCCACCCAGCAAGACGGGUGACACUGGAUGUGGAACGGUCCAGUCCGAUGCUACUGUCUCUUUGCAAUUCGCCGGCGGGGGUGGAGAGAGUGCGGAUGGAACGGGCCAGCAGCACCAUCACAGCGAAGAGGAGGAAAAUUGGGAGGACGUGGAUUUCGAGGAGCCAAUCCCUGACGGUACAGACUUGGAGAGCGGAGAAGAGUUGCAAGUGCUCGUGCCACAGCCAUUAAGUGGAAUAAUGAGGACUACGGUCGUCAGGCAGGAGAGCGAGGCUAGAACAAGCUUGUAUGACAGGGAAUGUAUCCGCGGAUGGAAAGAGAGGGAUGAAUGA